AUGGCCUCCCAAACUCCUAUUUUUGUUCUAGAUGAAAAUUUGCCCUUCCAUAGAGGCAAAGGUGUUGAUGGCAUAAAGGCUGAUGUGCCCAAGCCUGCCAAGCCGGCACGUCAUGAACGAAAAGCUUUGCGGGAUCUUUCAAAAGCUGGAAAACCUCUGCCAACAGAACCCAAGAAUGCCUCAAAGAAUAGUUUUCUGACUGAUGAGGAAAUAAAGAAAUGUCAUGAGUGGGCCAAGCAGGGAAUCGAGCAUGCCCAUUUUACAGGAACUGAGCAGCGAAAACUCCAGAAAGAAAAGGAUAAAGAACGUGUAAGAAAGAAAGUGGAUAAAGUUAUGUCUGCACUUCGUGAAUGGACUGACAUGGCCUAUAACUUUGGAUUGCCAAGGGUGGAUGCUGCUGAUGUUACCGAAAGCAUUGGGAAGCUGGAGUUAGAGCCAGAGGUGCUUCCUCCCAGGGCCCAGAUCUCACUUGAAUUCAGGUAAUGAUAAAUUAGAGGAUCUUCUUCUGGAGCCCGAGCUUGACUGGUACCCAUUUCUUGACCAGACAUUGGAGCUCAAGCUGAAAGAUGAUAUCUAUAGCAGAUGAAUUUGCUUUCUUCUCUGUUGUUUGGUAAAUUUCGACUGUGGCAGCAUCAAAAAGCUACCAAUAUUUCUCUAAAGAUAUUUAAUGGCAUCUGUGAAUUUCGUUGCUGGAUAAAGGUGUUACAACUUUGGGGGUGUGUGUUACAAACUUUACCAGCUUUCUUAGCAAUGUAUCGUUGUAAGUUUUGCGUGUAUAUUGUAUGGAGUUUGUUGUUUUGCUUC
Phoenix dactylifera (date palm) is the source of this 804-nucleotide messenger RNA. Lineage: Eukaryota; Viridiplantae; Streptophyta; Magnoliopsida; Arecales; Arecaceae. The record is from RefSeq and is a predicted model, not a curated record.